Molecule: messenger RNA, 1891 nt
Organism: Hylaeus volcanicus
Lineage: Eukaryota; Metazoa; Arthropoda; Insecta; Hymenoptera; Colletidae
Product: neither inactivation nor afterpotential protein G-like
Exons: 10
Coding region: 65-1741 (558 amino acids)
Molecular function (GO): oxidoreductase activity, acting on CH-OH group of donors; flavin adenine dinucleotide binding
Source: RefSeq, a predicted model, not a curated record
CCGUGCCAGUUUCUCGCAGUUGUCCCGUCAUCGAUACCGAUCGCGGACGUCUCCUCGACGAGCCAUGUGGAAUUACGUGCUGGUCUCGGUCGUCGUGUUGCUCGCGUCGUUGAUUUAUCAUUGUUACUUCAACAGGCCGCUCAGCAUUAUCGACCACCCCGACACGCAUUACGAUUACAUAAUCGUUGGUGCUGGGACUGCUGGCUGCGUGGUUGCAUCACGACUGUCCGAGAUUUCGAAUAAGACGGUGCUAUUGGUCGAAGCAGGUGGUUACUUCGGAUGGGUCGCCUCUGUACCACUUUUGGCGCCAAUGCUGCAGGGGACGGAGGUCGACUGGGCCUACGCUUCAGAACCACAGAAAUUCUCCUCUAGGGGCUUUGGGAAUCACAUACAAAAAGUGCCACGAGGUAAAGGAUUGGGCGGAAGUGGUCAGAUGAAUUAUUUAGUUCACUCUUUCGGAAGGCCAGAGGAUUACACUGGAUGGCCUAAAGGAUGGUCGCACGCUGAUUUGCUUCCAUAUUUCAAGAAGGUAUCCGAUAUUAUGAAUGUGAUGAGCAGUCCAGAGGAGGAAUACCUGAUAGAAGCCUUUCUCAUGGCGGACGAGUCGUUCAAGUUGAAUAACGUGACUCUACAGAAGGGGACGUUCACGACCAAAAAAGGAUCUCGAUGGACUUCGUAUCAUGCGUACUUGCAGAACGCCUGGAAUAGAAGAAACUUACACAUUUUGACCAACACUCUGGUUGCAAAAAUACUUUUCAAAGAAAACGCGACCGUGGACGGGAUCAAGGUGAUAUACAAAGACGGAUCGGUGGGAAAAAUUCACGCGAGAAAGGAGGUGAUUCUUUGCGGGGGCGCCAUCAAUACCCCUCAAUUGCUUUUGCUCUCAGGAAUCGGGCCAGCAGAAGAGCUUGAGAAAUUUCAGAUACGAGUGUUGAGCGAUCUUCCGGAAGUGGGCAAGAAUUUCUUCGACCAUUUGCUGCUUCCAGUUUUUGUGAACCUCGAGGCAAGAGUGAGCAUAACUUUAGUGAAAUUGCAAACGGUUCCUGAAUUGCUCAAUUACUUCGUCUUUGGAAGAGGAUGGUACGCAACCAACGCUGUGAUGGGGAUUGGCCGUAUGAAUAAUAGUGGUAUAAUGCUUUUUGGAGUGGCUUCCACUGAAGAGAGGAUAUUAAAAUCGUUGUCCAACUAUAAAACUGAGCCUUACAGAUCGUUGUAUCCGACCUACAACAACAAUUCCCGCGAGGGUUUCCUGUACAUGUCGUAUUGCUUGCAACCGAAGAGUCGCGGGAGCAUCACCUUGCGAUCCGUCAACAUUCGUCACCAUCCAAAGAUCGAUCCUGCCUAUCUUAAGCACGAGGACGACGUUUUAUGCACCCACGAGGCGAUAAACUUCGCGAUCCAGACCCUCGAUACGAAGAAAUUCCGCGAGUACGGGGCGAAGGUUCACCAUCCUGACUUGGAAGAGUGUCGACACCUGCCACAGGAUUACCGUGACGUCGAAUACGCGGAGUGCGUGAUAAGGGUCGGUGGCCUCUCGGGUUAUCACCUGUGCGGCUCCAGCAGGAUGGGAGUCGAUGAUCGCGCGGUCGUUGACGAGGAAUUACGUGUGAGAGGAGUGAAUGGACUCAGAGUAAUGGACGCCAGCGUAAUACCAUCCCCUAUUUCUGGAAAUCCGAAUUCCGUGGUUAUAGCCAUGGCGGAACGGUUAAGUGAUUUAAUCAUCGAUCAGGGAUCCAAUUAAAGCUAACUGUAUAAAAUGUGAAAGGAAUAUAUGAUUUCGCGACAUGAACACAUUUUUGCAGAAUACAAAAGGUUAACACCCAAAAUUCUUCUAUAAUUCAAAUAACUUCUAAUUUAAAAACAUAAAUAAAAUGUCUAAUUUUAAUUUAAA